Messenger RNA from Peromyscus californicus insignis, 10871 nucleotides. It is a transcript of the gene Mki67, whose product is annotated as marker of proliferation Ki-67. The transcript is spliced from 14 exons. Bases 198 to 10622 code for a protein of 3474 amino acids. NCBI's taxonomy places the organism in Eukaryota, Metazoa, Chordata, Mammalia, Rodentia, Cricetidae. The record is from RefSeq and is a predicted model, not a curated record. Gene Ontology annotation, molecular function: protein binding. Gene Ontology annotation, biological process: regulation of chromosome segregation; regulation of mitotic nuclear division. Gene Ontology annotation, cellular component: nucleus; chromosome.
GUGCGGGUCGGGGCGGAGCCAAGGACGCGGGUGGCCGUGGUCAGAUCGCCGCGGCCGAGGAGCCGACGACUCUGACGCGGACUGGACCGGGUGAGCCGCGGCCAAGGCUGACCAGCGAGGACUGGCGAAGGGGCACGGCGAGCUUCACCGGGAGGCCACUCCGCCCUCGGCCGCAGUCACUGACGGCCGGGCGGACCAUGGCGUCCUCGGCUCGCCUGGUCACCAUCAAGCGGAGCGGCGACGACGGCGCGCACUUCCCGCUGAGCCUCAGCUCCUGCCUGUUCGGAAGGAGUAUUGAAUGUGACAUUCGUAUCCAACUGCCUGUAGUGUCCAAAAAACAUUGCAAAAUUGAAGUCAAUGGGCAAGAGGCAAUAUUGUAUAAUUUCAGUUCCACAAAUCCAACGCAAGUGAAUGGGGCUACUAUAGAUGAGCCUGUGCAGCUGAAACAUGGAGAUAUAAUAACAAUCAUUGACCGGUCUUUUAGGUAUGAAAAUGGAAAUCAUGAGGAUGGAAGCAGCUCAACGGGAUUUCCAGGAAAAUCACCUGGACAAGUGAGGGGAAAUACUCAGGAACCAGCACGGCGAGCUUCGAGAGCUAGCUUCUCUGUUGACCCUGAUGGGAAAGGUCAAGAUGCCAAAGCUUCGAAAACCACUGCUUCAAGAAGAUCUUUGGUACACACCAAGAGGCUCUCUGGAGACAGUUCAGUCUCAGAUGGCUCAAAGGACAGUGUUACCCAAGAUCCAUCCAAUACCUGUUCUUCAGGGCAUGUAGAACAGCACAGUGGCAGAAGCACAGGAGAGCCCACAUCGGGUGGUCUCUUUAAGAAGUCCGGGGCUACAGGGAGUAGUUACAGGGAACUGAAGUCUUCUCCUGCACAGAGCCUUAGCAACAGCAAGAAAAAUGACUCUCCCUUUGAGAAACUUUAUCAGUCGAUGAAGGAAGAGUUGGAUAUAAAAUCACAGAAACAGUCUCAUAGAAAGUCAGAACCACAUCGUGAAUGUGUAGCAGGCAAAGAUACAUGGGAAACAAAGCUAUUGGUGUCAUGCAAGUCAAGACCAAAAUCCAGUGGAAGCACACCUGGGACUGCAGCCUCUUCACCCAAAGGAGACAAGAUCGGGGCUGAGACACAGAGCAAUGGUGUGCGGCCUGUUGAGACUUCUGCAGAGGCUCUGAACCCCAGCUUUCCUCUCUCUGAGACAGCUAAGAUGAAGACCCCUGUGCGAAAUUCACAGCUGCUUAAGAACGAAGACUUGCAUGUUACUGGCAGGAGAGAGUCUGUGAAUCUGGGUGAAAGUGAAGGUGCCAAGGCAGGUCAUAGGAUAGUCACUCCUAGGAAGAUGGGAUCUAGAAAUCAAACUUCAGUGAAAGUUGAAGAUGCUGCCAGCCCUGCUGAUACACCAGAAAAUCUCUCUUCCAAAAAGAGGAGGAGUAUUCCUGCAAAGGUAGAAGUGCUGUCUGCUGAAACACAAAACCGGUUCUCUUCAACUCAGCACCUUGCUCCAAGUGAAAAGAAAACUCCGAAGGAUUCCUUCAGCAAGCCUGAGAAAUUGGCCACUGCAGCUGAGCAGAUUUGCUCUGGGCUACCUGGUCUUAGUUCUGUUGAUAUCAGCAACUUUGGUGACUCCAUUAACAAGUGUGAGGGAAUGUCUGUGAAGAGAAGACGUGUAUCGUUUGGUGGUCGUCUAAGACCUGAAUUAUUUGAUGAGAACUUGCCUCCUAAUACACCACUCAAAAGAGGAGAAACACCGACCAGGAGGAAGUCACUUGCCACUCACACUCCAGCUGUCCUGAAGAAAAUCAUCAAGGAACGGCCUCAGUCACCAGGUAAACAAGAGUCUCCUGGAAUAUCUCCACCAAAGGCAAAUGAUCUAAGACGCAGAUCAGGCAGGAGCUCUCCUGCUUCCAGUGACAGCAAAUCCUUACAUCAGACAGACACUCCCAAGAAAGCAGUCAGGAAGAGUGGCAACCUGCCUGCCAAGAGAGCAUCCAUCAGCCGAAGUCAGCAUGACAUUUUACAGAUGAUUUGCUCCAAAAGAAGGAGUGGUGCUUCUGAAGCCAACCUGAUUGUUGCAAAAUCAUGGGCAGAUGUCGUAAAACUCGGCACAAAACAAACACAGACAAAAGUUGUAAAACAUGUUCCUCAAAAGCAGACGAGCAAAAGACAAAGACGACCCACUACUCCAAAGAAACCUACAAGCAACCUUCACAAUCAAUUUAGCACAGGCCAUGCAAACUCUCCCUGUACCAUUGUAGUAGGGAGAGCUCAGAUUGAAAAAGUAAGCAUGCCUGCUCGGCCCUACAAAAUGCUGAACAACUUGAUGUUAAACCGAAAAAUGGACUUCAAUGAAGAUCUGUCAGGACUAACUGAAAUGUUCAAGACUCCAGUGAAAGAGAAGCAGCAGCAGAUGAAUGACGUGGGCUCCAUUCUUUCCAAUUCAGAGAAUUUACCUGAAAAACAGUUUCAAGUCACUAAUUCAGGAGACAAACCUCUGCCUAUCACCUCAGAGACUUUAGGAGAAAAUGUGCUAUCCAGUACUCGGGAUGCAGCAAAGGAGCCAUCUGAUAAAUAUUCUGCAAGUCCUAUCUUAAGACGGAGGAGCAUCAAAAGUGAAAACACAGUGCAAACUCCUAAGAAUGUCCCUAACAUUACUCAACUUGAAAAGAAGACUUCGGGCUCUGUGACAGAGCCUCUGAAGACAGUAUCCAGUGUGAGCAAGUUAAGAAGGUCUAGAGAGCUCAGACAUACACUUGUAGAAAGUAUACAUGAAAACACAGAAGCAGACCUUGCCGAGGGCAUCAAAGGCAGACACUUAAGGAAGACAUCACUGCAAGGACAAGAAGUGGACCGACAGGUGCAGAACAGUGAAAACUCUUCACAAAGAUUCAAGGAAAAUGUUGAAUUAAAAGAAGAUCCAGAAAAAACAUCAGCUAUGAGAUCAAGUGCCAGGGAGCAGAAGCCAACAAAAGACAUAAUAAGAAGUCAGAUGAUCACCCAAACAGCAGCCUGUGCUGAGGAACUACUUAAUCAAGAAAAAGGAACCACAGAAGAACCAGAGGAAUCCAUGCACAUGCAAAACACACCAAUAUGUGAUGAUCAAAGAGCUAAAAAGCAGAAAGUGGAGCUAGUAUAUGCAGCCAAAGUGAAGCGGUGGUCAAGGACUCCUGAUAAAAAGACCCAACCUCUAGAAGGCCCAGCUAGUCUCAAGGAGCCCUUCGAGACACCAAACUGCAGAGACAAACCGAUAGGUGAUGAUAAAACCAAAGUCCUUUGCAAAUCCCCACAACCUACAACAGAGAAGACCAAAACAAGCACAAAAACACGGCCCAGCACAUCUGGGAAGAAAGUAGACAUGAAAGAAGAAGAACAGUCUUCACUAAAGACGUUUAUACAUAUGUCAGGAGGAACCAGGCAUACUUCCAAAGUUCCAGAACUUGAGCAUGGGACCAUCAAAGCUUUAAAGGAACCUGAAAAUCAAAUGCUGGAUGUAACUGUAUCUAGUACCAAGAGGCCAGUAGGAAAAGCUAAGGGAAAGGCUCAGAGCCUGGAAGACCUGACUGGUUUCCAGGAACUCUUUCUAUCACCAGUCCCUGGUGACAAAAUCACAAAAAUGCCCAACAAAUCUCCAUUUCCAGAACUGGUCGGAAACCCAGCAAGCAAAAGGAAACUGUCCAAGACAGGUCUUGAUAAGGUGGGUGUGAGAGAAGAGCCUUUCACACUUGAGAAACGAACAAAGUCUCCAGGCAGAGCCACACGCACACCCACAGCACCAGUGCUGGAAGAGAGCGAUACCACAGCCCUUAUGGAAACUCCAAAGCAGAAACUGGAUUUCACAGAGAAUUCAGGGAGUAAGAGAAGGUCACGGACACCCAAGAUCAGGGCUCAACCCCUAGAAGACCUGGAUGGCUUCCAAGAACUCUUCCAAACUCCAGUUGGUGCCAGUGACCCAGUGACUGUUGGGGAAACUACAAAGGUGUCUUUGGAAUGUCCACAACCAGAACCAGUCAGAACCCCAGCAAGCACAAAGAGACUGUCCAAGACAGGUCUUGAUAAGGUGGGUGUGAGAGAAGAGCCUUUCACACUUGGGAAACGAACAAAGUCUCCAGGCAGAGCCACACGCACACCCACAGCACCAGUGCUGGAAGAGAGCGAUACCACAGCCCUUAUGGAAACUCCAAAGCAGAAACUGGUUUUCACAGAGAAUUCAACAGGACAUAAGAGAAGGUCACAGACACCUAAAAUCAGGAUUCAACCCCUUGAAGACCUAGAUGACUUCCAAGAACUCUUCCAAACUCCAGUUGGUGCCAGUGACCCAAUGACUGUUGGGGAAACUACAAAGGUAUCUUUGGAAUGUCCACAACCAGAACCAGUCAGUACCCCAGCAAGCACAAAGAGACUGUCCAAGACAAGUCUCAGGAAAGUGGAUUUGAGAGAAGAGCCUUUAACACUUGGGAAACGAACAAAGUCACCAGGCAGAGCCACACGCACACCCACAGCACCAGUGCUGGAAGAGAGCGACACCACAGCCCUUAUGGAAACUCCAAAGCAGAAACUGGAUUUCACAGAGAAUUCAGGGAGUAAGAGAAGGUCACGGACACCCAAGAUCAGGGCUCAACCCCUAGAAGACCUGGAUGGCUUCCAAGAACUCUUCCAAACUCCAGUUGGUGCCAGUGACCCAGUGACUGUUGGGGAAACUACAAAGGUGUCUUUGGAAUGUCCACAACCAGAACCAGUCAGAACCCCAACAAGCACAAAGAGACUGUCCAAGACAGGUCUUGAUAAGGUGGGUGUGAGAGAAGAGCCUUUCACACUUGGGAAACGAACAAAGUCUCCAGGCAGAGCCACACGCACACCCACAGCACCAGUGCUGGAAGAGAGCGAUACCACAGCCCUUAUGGAAACUCCAAAGCAGAAACUGGUUUUCACAGAGAAUUCAACAGGACAUAAGAGAAGGUCACAGACACCUAAAAUCAGGAUUCAACCCCUUGAAGACCUAGAUGACUUCCAAGAACUCUUCCAAACUCCAGUUGGUGCCAGUGACCCAAUGACUGUUGGGGAAACUACAAAGGUAUCUUUGGAAUGUCCACAACCAGAACCAGUCAGUACCCCAGCAAGCACAAAGAGACUGUCCAAGACAGGUCUCAGGAAAGUGGAUUUGAGAGAAGAGCCUUUAACACUUGGGAAACGAACAAAGUCACCAGGCAGAGCCACACGCACACCCACAGCACCAGUGCUGGAAGAGAGCGACACCACAGCCCUUAUGGAAACUCCAAAGCAGAAACUGGAUUUCACAGAGAAUUCAGGGAGUAAGAGAAGGUCACGGACACCCAAGAUCAGGGCUCAACCCCUAGAAGACCUGGAUGGCUUCCAAGAACUCUUCCAAACUCCAGUUGGUGCCAGUGACCCAGUGACUAUUGGGGAAACUACAAAGGUAUCUUUGGAAUCUCUACAUUCAGAACCGGUCAGAACCCCAGCAAGCACAAAGAGACUGUCCAAGACAGGUCUCAGGAAAGUGGAUGUGAGGGAAGAGCCUUCCACACUUGGGAAACGAACGAAGUCACCAGGCAGAGCCUCACGCACACCCACAGCACCAGUACAGCAGGAAAAAGGGAUAAAAGCAAUGAUGGAAACUUCAAAUCAGAAUCUGGAGCCUGUAGGAAAUUUAACUGGGCCUAAGAAACAGCUUAGAACACCUAAGGAAGAAGGCCAAUCUCUAGAAGACCUAACUGAUUGCCAGGAGCUCUUCCAAACACCAGACCAUGGCAAUGGCCCGUUGGUUGUUGGGAAAACCAAAAAAAUGUCCUUUAAUUAUCCACCACCAGAACCUGUCAUAACCCUAAAAAGCAUAAAGAGACAGUCCAGGGCAAGUAUCAGUAAAACAGAAGUGAAAGAAGAACUUUCAGAGUCAGAGAAACACCUGCAAAUAGAAAAAGCCAUAGACACACUCCAGGUACCCGAUGGUAACACUGUUGUUAGAACAUCGAAGCAAUCUGCAAAGCGGAAACUGGAUCCAGCAGCUAGUGUGCCUAGCAGCAAGAGGCUGCGACGUGCAUCUAAGGAUAAGACACCAUGCCUGGAAGACCUCAGUGGCUUCCAACAGCUCUUCCAAACACCAGGCCAUACUAAAGACUCACUCCCUGUUGGUGAAACCUUAAAAAUGCCCAGCAAACCUCCACAUUCAGGACCAGUUCGAAGCCAAACUAGUAGGAAGAGUGUGGCCAAGAUAAGUCUCAGGAAAAUGGAUAUGACAGAACUUUCAGCACUCUGGAAGCAGUCAUUAGGCAAAGCCCCCACAGCACCAGUGCAGCAGGAUACUGGGAUACAAGCAAUUAUGAAGAAGACUCCAAAGGAUAGACUAGAGAGUGCAGCAGAUGUAACUGGGCUUACAGGACAGCGAAGAGCACCUAAGGAAAAAGCCCUACCCCUGGGAGACCUUAGUGGCUUCCAAGAAGUCUUCCAAACACCAGGCCACAGCACUGAUCCAUUAAUUGAUAACAAAAUAACAAGUGUACCCUUGAAAUCUCCACAACCAGGACUUAUUAGAACCCCACAAACCUCAAAGAGACUAGCCAAGACAAGUCUUGGGAAAGGGGGUGUGAGAGAAGAGAUCUCCUCACUGAAUGUGCCGGGGCGAGCUACAGGGGAGAUUGUGCACGUACCCAGACUUCCAGAAGAUGAUGGCAGAGGGAACAAGGAUCUGAAGGAAUCCAGAACUCAGACACAGGGCCCAUCCGUAAGUGUAACUGGCAGCAAAAAGCAGCGAGGGGCACAUAAGGAAAGGUCUCAGUCCCCAGAAGACUUAUCUGGUCUCCAGGAGCUCUUCCAAACACCAGCUAGUCACAAAGACUCAAUGACUGUUCGUGAAACUAUGAAAAUGUCUUUGGAGUCUUCAGAACCAGAACAUAUCAGAACCCCAGCAAACAAAAGGAGACUGUCCAAGACAGGUCUUGAUACGGUGGGUGUGAGAGAAGAGCCUUCCACACUUGGGAAACGAACAAAGUCUCCAGGCAGAGCCACACGCACACCCACAGCACCAGUGCUGGAAGAGAGCGACACCACAGCCCUUAUGGAAACUCCAAAGCAGAAACUGGAUUUCACAGAGAAUUCAGGGAGUAAGAGAAGGUCACGGACACCCAAGAUCAGGGCUCAACCCCUAGAAGACCUGGAUGGCUUCCAAGAACUCUUCCAAACUCCAGUUGGUGCCAGUGACCCAGUGACUGUUGGGGAAACUACAAAGGUAUCUUUGGAAUGUCCACAACCAGAACCAGUCAGAACCCCAGCAAGCACAAAGAGACUGUCCAAGACAGGUCUUGAUAAGGUGGGUGUGAGAGAAGAGCCUUUCACACUUGGGAAACGAACAAAGUCUCCAGGCAGAGCCACACGCACACCCACAGCACCAGUGCUGGAAGAGAGCGACACCACAGCCCUUAUGGAAACUCCAAAGCAGAAACUGGAUUUCACAGAGAAUUCAGGGAGUAAGAGAAGGUCACGGACACCCAAGAUCAGGGCUCAACCCCUAGAAGACCUGGAUGGCUUCCAAGAACUCUUCCAAACUCCAGUUGGUGCCAGUGACCCAGUGACUAUUGGGGAAACUACAAAGGUAUCUUUAGAAUGUCCACAACCAGAACCAGUCAGAACCCCAGCAAGCACAAAGAGACUGUCCAAGACAGGUCUUGAUACGGUGGGUGUGAGAGAAGAGCCUUCCACACUUGGGAAACGAACAAAGUCUCCAGGCAGAGCCACACACACACCCACAGCACCAGUGCUGGAAGAGAGCGAUACCACAGCCCUUAUGGAAACUCCAAAGCAGAAACUGGAUUUCACAGAGAAUUCAGGGAGUAAGAGAAGGUCACGGACACCCAAGAUCAGGGCUCAACCCCUAGAAGACCUGGAUGGCUUCCAAGAACUCUUCCAAACUCCAGUUGGUGUCAGUGACCCAGUGACUGUUGGGGAAACUACAAAGGUAUCUUUGGAAUGUCCACAACCAGAAUCAAUCAGAACCCCAGUAAGCACAAAGAGACUGUCCAAGACAGGUCUUGAUAAGGUGGGUGUGAGAGAAAAGCUUUCUCCACUGAAUAAGCCAAGAUGUUCAUCACAGAAAGUCAUGCAUGAACCCAGACUUUCAGAACAUGAUGGCAGAGGAACCAUAGAUUUGAAGCAAUCUGUGACUCAGACAUUGGACCCAGCAGUAAGUGUAACUCGCACUAAGAGGCAGCGAGGGGCAUGUAAGAAAAGGUCCCAAUCCCCAGAAGACCUAUUUCGUCUCCAGGAGCUCUUCCAAACACCAGGACAUGAUAAGGAUUCAGUGGCAGGUGAUAAGCUCACAAAAAUGCCCCACAGGUUACCAUCACCAGAGCCAGUAGACACUUCAGUAACCUCACAGAGACAGCCCAGAACUAGACUGAUGAAAGCUCGUGUGAAAAGUGAACAAUCAGGAGACAGAAUGCUUCCACAAAUGUCAGGGGAAAUCAUGGACAUAUCUAGAGUAGCAGAAGGUGAAGAUAAAGGCAUUAGAACAAGGAAGCAAGCUGUAAAGCGGAAAUUGGACACAGCAGUCAGUGUACCCAGCAGCAAGAGGCAACGAAUUGCACAGGCAGAAAAGGCACAGGCCCUAGAGGAUCUGCCUAGCUUCCAAGAGCUCUACCAGCCUCCAAGUUCAGCAGUGGACUCAGUGACUGUUGACAAAGCCACAAAGAUGUCCAGCAAAUCUCCAGAGCCCAUGGACACAACUUCAAAGACACAGCCAGGAAGAAGACUCAGGAGAGUGGGUGUGACCAAAGAGCCUGUAGCACAAAGAAAGUCUACAAGAGUGUUACGGGAAACUAGAAACACACACCAAGAGCCUGUGGGUGACAGAAUAGGUGACAAAGAGUUUAAGGAAUCUUCAAUGCAGAAACAAGACCCAGCUGGAAGCUUAACUGGCAAGAGAAGCCAACCAAGGACACACAAGGAGAAGACCCAACCCUUAGAGGAGCUGCCCAGCAUCCAAGAGGAAACAGCUACAAGAAUGUCUUGUGAAUCUCCACAACCAGAAGAAAAGGAAACCUCAGCAGCCUCAAAGAGGCAGCUCAGAAUACGACUGUGCAAAGUAGGUGUGAAAGAAGAGCCCAUAGCACAGAGAAAGCCACCAGGCAGGGAAACCAGGAGCACACUCAAAGAGCCCAUGAGUGAUAGUGGAAAUGUUGAAGAGCUUAAGGAGUCUACAAAGCGGAAGACUGACCCAGCAGCAAGUGUGCCUGUCAGCAAGAGGUCACGGAGGGUACCCAGGGAAAAGGCACAACCCCUAGAACUGGCUGGUCCUAAAACACCAGUCAAAAUCCCAGGUCCCACUGAGGAAUCAGCAAGUGAUAAAAGACUCCCACAGAUGCCCUCUACUGCUCUACAACCAGAGCAAGUAGACAGCCUCCAGACCUCACCAAGACGUCCCAGGACAAGACGAGGGAAAGUAGAGGUGGAUGAAGAGCCUUCAGUAGUGAGGAAGACAGUGCCAAAAUCAAGGCAAACUACACGAUCCUGCAAGGUCCCUGAAAUUGAUGACAAAGACACCCAAGCUUCAAAGGAGCCUGUAAAGCAGAAAUUAGAAACAGUUGCCAAUGUAACUGGCAGCAGGAGGCAGCUAAGGGCGCCUAAGGGCAGGGUCCAACCUCUUGAAGUCUUGGGUGACUCCAAAGAAAUAACUGAAAUAUCAGAGCACACUGAGGAACUAAGACCUGACACCAGUAAGAGCACUCUACAGCAAAUGCCAGACUCCAUAAAACCUCUGAGAACAUGCAGGAGAGUGCUAAGGGCCUCUAAAGAGGACACUGUGGAAACCAUGAAAAUGUUGGUGGAUACCAGAGACCCUGAAGAAUCACAAAGCAAAAGCAACACUCUCCUGCCCCCCAAGAGAAAGUCUGCAAGAGAUGGAAGUGUUUCAAGAACCAGGGGGCUGCGCUCUGUGACUCCAAAGCAGGAAGCAACAGAUGAGAAACCUGUAGCUAAGACACAGAGGACUGCUCCCAGCAAGAGGCAAGUGUCACCUGAGCCCGUGAAGAUGAAACACCUGAGAAUCAUGUCAAGCAAAAUUGAACCAGUGGAAGAGGAGAUUAGCAACAUCAUGAAAACAGAAGAAAAGGAAGCCCCUCCAGAUCAGAAAAUGGCUCUGCCCUCCAGAAACCGAAAGAAAACCAAUGGAAAACAACCAAGACCUGAGGUUAGUGCAUCUGCAGAGACGGUUGGGAUCAAGAAAAAUGAGAAGACCAUGGAGACCUCCCAGGAGACAGAGCUGCAGAGCACAGAUGAUGGAGCCAAGAAGUCUACUGCUAGGGACAAAGUCAGUGGGAAAAGAACGUGCUUGAGGUCUAGAGGUCAGAGGGAGCUUCCCCAGACUCAUGCAGCAGAGGAGAAACCAAGUGAGACGGAGGCAGAGAUCUUGAUAAAGACUCAGAAAAAGAAAGGAGUCUCUGGAGAUUCAGAUGUCAGAUGUUUGAGAUCCAGAAAAACUGGAGCCACUUCGGACACUGAACCUAAGCCAAGAGUAACUCGGGGCACUAAGAAAGAUACAGAAGUUCCAAAGAAGGAUGAAGACAUUGUGUACACCAAGAAAUUAAGGACAAGAAGUCACCAGAAUAGUAAAAAUAUGUAGGGUAGACAUUUAAGAAGGAAACGUAAAUUUAGCUUAGUGAUAAUUUCCAGUGUGAUUUUUAUCUCCAGUGUAAAGGUAAACUGUAAAUAAUACUGCCCAUGUUUAAGGAAGGAAGCUUUGAGCUUUCGUGGUUAUACUCUCUUCAAACUCCAAUGGAGAUCAUGAGGGGGGUCACUAGCAAUCUCAGAGCAAUAACAAUUUAAAAGUUUGGGGGUGGGCAGGCAGAAGUGUGGCCCUCUGUCCUGUACA